AUCGUCUUCUAGAAAGAUUUGUAAUAAGAUUGAUUUUAUCACAUUUAUUCAGAAACUUAUCAUCUAAAACACUUUUUAUUGUUGAAUAGUACUAUAUAACGAUAGAUGUAAGCCUAGCAACUUGUGUGUUGAUUAUCGUGAUAGUAUUUGACGUUAAUUUUAACCGUAUCAUGGCACUUCCAUCGGAGGAAACAGUUCCAAAAGUAUUGAUAAAUAUAAGACAUUUUCCAGACAUUGUUGAUGGCAAAAUAUCUACGGAAAAUUUUUUACAUGCUUCUCGUGAUGUUGUAGUAAUAAUAGAAAAAUUUGGAAAAUUAUUCGCACCAGUUAAACAUGAUAUGGAUGGCAACAUAGAGAAAUUAAACAAUAAAUAUACUCUGGACAAAGAAAAACACAAAACUUUGCAAGAUAUGAUUUUAUUGGAAAUAGAAGAAGGUAAAACUAUAAUUGCUACCGAAUCUUUGAUAUGGUUAAGAAGCUUGUAUAUGAUUCUAUUAUUUUUUGAAAAAAUAAUUGAAGAUCAUAAUGCUGGUAAAGCAACAGAUGAUCUAGUAGCAUUUUUAAAGGAAGCGUAUAAAAUGUCUUUAGAACCAUAUCAUGGUUGGAUGAUACAGCAGCUUUUUGGUUUGCUGUCACGUAUGGUACCUCCUCGUAAACAGCUUUUACAAACAAUUGCAGAUACAAAAGAUUUUCCAGAAGCAAUAAUUUUACGGGAUAUGGAAAUAUUUUCAAAAAAUCUAAGAUUAAAUAUUGAAAAUCUACAAAUAUUUUAUGAAAUACAUGAACUUGAGAAGUAUCUCUAACUAAGACAAUUAUUUAUAUAUAAUCAACAUGAAAAUGUUUCAAGUGUUUAUUUGUCUUGAUCAAAAUUGCCAUAUAUAUUUGAUCACUCAUAUAACUUAAAUUAUUAAUCUAUAUUGUUAAUCUACAAGUAACAUAUCAAUAUGUAUAAAUAUGUAUAAUACACUAGUACUAAUACUUGCAAUAUAAAAUUAUCUUAUAAAAAAUUUUA
Messenger RNA from Vespula pensylvanica (western yellowjacket), 1012 nucleotides. RefSeq names its product pleckstrin homology domain-containing family A member 8. Bases 171 to 803 code for a protein of 210 amino acids. The transcript has 5 exons. Lineage: Eukaryota; Metazoa; Arthropoda; Insecta; Hymenoptera; Vespidae. Gene Ontology annotation, cellular component: cytosol; membrane; cytoplasm. Gene Ontology annotation, molecular function: ceramide 1-phosphate transfer activity; ceramide 1-phosphate binding. The record is from RefSeq and is a predicted model, not a curated record. Gene Ontology annotation, biological process: intermembrane lipid transfer; ceramide transport.